GCUCCGGAUAAGUGGGUUUCUCCGCUUACCCCUCUUUAUAGCUGCAAAGUUGCAUACUCUUCCUCUGCCCACUAUAUAGAUCUAUGCUGUGAGAGCUUGAAUUGCAGGUGAGGAGCUGUCGGCUCAAGGUUCAUCCAUUCUGCGAACGAAGAAGAGAGGUGACCAAGCGCUGAAGGAUGAGUGAAGAAGAGGUAAAGAAGGUGGAGGCCGGAGGAGAGGCAGCUGCAGCAACUGCAACGCCGCCGCCGGAGCUGCCAUCGUUGGAGCCGGCAAAGGAUGUGACGGAGGAGAAGGCGGUUAUACCGCCGGUGCUGGAGGAGAAGGUCGACGACUCGAAAACUCUUGCUAUUGUGGAGAAAGUUGCAGACCCUCCGACAGAGAAAAGCCCCGGUGGUUCAAUAAAUAGAGAUGCUGUUCUUGCAAGGGUUGAAACCGAGAAGCGAUUGUCUUUAAUAAGGGCUUGGGAAGACAGUGAAAAGGUCAAAGCUGAGAAUAAGGCAAUUAAGAAGGUAUCAGCUAUUGCUUCAUGGGAGAACACAAAGAAGGCCGCUAUAGAGGCUGAACUGAAAAAGAUAGAGGAAGCUCUGGAAAAGAAGAAGGCAGAAUAUGUAGAAAAAAUGAAGAACAAGGUUGCUUUAAUUCACAGGGAGGCAGAAGAGAAGAGAGCAAUAACGGAAGCCAAGCGUGGAGAAGAAAUUCUCAAGGCUGAAGAGACGGCAGCUAAAUACAGAGCAACAGGACUUGCUCCAAAGAAGCUCCUUGGAUGCUUCUGAGGACGCUGAUGAUUGAUAUUGUUAUGUUGUUAUGUUGAUUUAUUAAGAAUAGUGAGUUCUGCCUAAGUUUCAGUGUGCUGUGUAAAUUAUCAUGUUCUUGUAUAUACACAAGUAAUUUGCCUGAACAAACUUUAUUUAUGUAUUCUUUAAUCCAUGUUGUCUGAAUUGAUAAUUUUCUCUUAUUUGUAACAUGUAACAUACAUAUAUCUGGAAUAUUGAUCAAAUGUUGGUCAUAAUGAACGAUGUUGUGUUGUAAUGUGA
Molecule: messenger RNA, 1034 nt
Organism: Dendrobium catenatum
Lineage: Eukaryota; Viridiplantae; Streptophyta; Magnoliopsida; Asparagales; Orchidaceae
Product: remorin-like
Exons: 5
Coding region: 177-773 (198 amino acids)
Source: RefSeq, a predicted model, not a curated record